This is a messenger RNA of Patella vulgata (common limpet), 6283 nucleotides long. Its product is annotated as telomerase protein component 1. The record is from RefSeq and is a predicted model, not a curated record. Lineage: Eukaryota; Metazoa; Mollusca; Gastropoda; Patellidae. Gene Ontology annotation, cellular component: Cul4-RING E3 ubiquitin ligase complex. Bases 280 to 2823 code for a protein of 847 amino acids. The transcript has 19 exons.
GGGGCCUGAUGCAGAUUAACGAAAACGUUAAAGGGGCCCAUGGAAUAUUGAUAUUAAUGACUGGCAUUUUGUGUUUGUAGCGAUACAGCACGCAGUGUCGUAGCCUUUACUAAUACAGAGUAUACAUAACGUUUCAGCUUUAUGGUGAAUAAUGUUAAAUAAUACCAGAGCUGUUUUAGUACACUGAUAUAUACACAUUUACUGUAUUAGAUAACAGAGAAGUAGUUAUAUCCUUAUAUACCUUGUGUAGUCACUGGAAGAUAAUGGAACAAAUGCACCAUGUACAAACAAUUCAAGAAGGAACUGGAGAACAAAAAAAUGCAACUGGAUCUUAAGGAUAUUGAAACGUGUGAUAAAUUAAAAAGAUGUUGGGAUAUAAUCGAUAAACAAUGUAAUAAUUAUCGUAAAGAUAAUAAUAAGAAGAUAGUAACACCAGUUAAAGCUGGGGGAUGGAGAACUGUUCGUAUAUUCGUCUCGUCAACAUUUACAGAUUUCUAUAAUGAAAGAGAAAUUCUGGUAAAACAGGUAUUCCCGGAAUUAAGAGAAUGGUGUGAAGCAAGAAGAAUACAAUUAAUAGAUUGUGAUUUACGAUGGGGAAUACCAAAAGAUACAACAACAGGAGAAACAAUAGCUGUUUGUUUAGAGGAAUUAGAUGCUUGUUAUGAAACCAAUGAGGGAGAACCUUUUUUCUUGAAUAUGACUUGUGAUAGAUAUGGUUGGAUACCAUCAGAAGAAGAUAUACCAGAUGAUGUUAAAGAAAAGUAUGAUUGGGUACCAGAUACUUCAAUAACUUUCAUGGAGAUACUUCAUGGUGCCUUGAGGAAAGGAAAUAGUAAUGCAGUAUUUUUCAUUCGAAAUAAUGAUUUUAUUUCUCAAAUCCCUAAAGAUCAUUUAACAAGAUUUAAAGACAUUGAUACAUACAGCCAACAACAAUUAAAACUUUUGAAAGCAAAAAUGUCUGAAAUAUUUCCGACUCAAGUAUAUUGUUAUGAUGUAAAAUACAAGGGCGUGUCUGAAGUAGAAGGCAAAGAACUGGUAAUUAUUGAAGAAUUAGAACAAUUUGCUGGUCAAGUUCUAGAUUUCUUUAAAUCAGCCAUCGAACAAAAAUAUCCUGUUCCUGAAUUACACAAUGACAUUCCGAUUGAAGAAUUAGAAAAAGAUCACCAAUGGGCAUUUAUUACUGAAAGAGCUGAGUCUAUGAUAGGAAGAGAAAAUGAAGUAGAAUUGUUGUUGAAUUUCUGUAAAGGUGAACCAUGUAAUAUUAAACAAACAGAGAUAAGCCAACCUUCUUCAAGAAAAUCUGAAAAUUGGAAUUUAGACGAAUCUGAUAAUAAAUUGUGUGUUGUAGAAGCUAAAAGUGGUUGGGGUAAAACUUCUCUACUAGCUAAAGUUACAGCUAUACUUGUGCAGGAGGGUUUUGAUGUUUUUUAUCAUUUUUGUGGUGGAACUAAUUUGAGUCGUCAGUCUAGUAACUUGAUACAAAGAUUACUCCACUAUCUGGAUAUACCACCUAAGGCUAAAGCAGAGGAAAAUGAAGAGGAAACUAAACCAUUAAAUUUACUUAAAGAUGCCUUUGAAGAGAUUCGUAAAUCAAAAAGAAAAAUUAUUAUUGUAUUUGAUGCUGUUAAUGAGUUAACAAGUAUGGCACUGAAUAAUCAUUUAUCUUGGUUGCCACCGACAACACCUUGUAAUGUCCGCUGUAUUGUCAGCUGUAAUCAACAUGCACCGUCUCUAGCCAGACUUGCUGAACAUCCAUGUUACUGGUUUCAGUUGGCAGACCUAGGUGAAAAUAAUUUAAAGGCAUUGGCUGUUAGUUAUCUUGGUACUUUUAAUAAGAGAUUAGAUGAAGAACAGUUAGAUUUAUUAGUUAAUGGUACAGGCGUAGAUAAUCCUUUGUGGAUCCGACUGAUGUGUGAAGAACUACGCGUGUUUGGUGACUUCAGAAAUCUAACUAGUAAAAUAAGAGAUUUGCCUAAAUCUCUGGAUGAAUUAUUUAGUACUAUAUUUACACGACUUUUAGCGGAAGAUAGCACUGGUUGUAUUAAAAAGACUCUAUGUCUUAUAGCUAUAUCUUACUGUGGGUUACCAUUAGCUGAUAUAAUGAAGAUAUUAGGAGAUGUUGUUAAAAAUGAAAUUAUAUUAAUACCAAGGUUACACUGGGCUCAAGCCAGACGUCAUUUAAAACCUUAUAUUAGAACUAUUGGUUAUCCUAAUGAUAUUCUUACUUUUUCUCAUGAAUACUUGUGGAAGGCAGUGGAGAAGAUCUUACUUACAAACAGAACAGAAGUUGUUAAAAUGCAUGUUUCUCUGGCUGAUUAUUUCCAGAAUAUAUGUGAAAACCCUGAAUUAAGAUCCCAAUGUGUACCAUAUCAUUUACAAUAUGGUAACCUAGGACAAAGAUUGGUAGAUUUUCUCCGUACUGAUGUUGAUGCAGCAAGAUUACCUGAUUUUGUUCGCAGUAACUAUUUACAGGCAUUUAGAUGUCCGAAUAUGGCAAAGCUUAACCUACCAAAUAAUAAAGAAGUCAAGUUCUGUGCAUUUUGCUCAAGUAAACGAAGUAAGAUGAAAUCAGGUAGUUUUUGGACAGCUAAAGAUAGUUGUAUUAUUUGUGGAGCUCAUAUAUGGUCUCGUACGGACGUUCCGGGACGCACAUGUGGUUUUCAUGGGAUGGGACUACCGAAUACAACUAAGUGUUUCUCUUGUAACAAUGUUAUAUGGGAGAAGCAUCAAACAUCAAUGAUGGCUGUGAAGGGAUUUUUGUGUAAUAAUUGUGGAUUUGGAGUGAAAGGUUCAUUAUGUUCUUUACUGGUUCCUAGAAAUUAAUAAAAAAUUGUCUAAGAUGUUCCCCGGUUGUAUGUGACAAGGAAUAGGGUCGCCUGUCCAACCUUGUGGAUUUUCUCCGGGUCCUCCGGUUUCCUCCCACUGCUAAAGGCCCCUAUGCGCAAGCAAAUUAUUAAAAUAAAAUGGAGCCAUAUGUUAGUCCCAAAAUGACCUAGUUUGUGUUGAGUGGAUGUUAAACUCCAUUUCUCUCGCUCUCCUCAACCCAAAACCUUGUGAAGAUGAUUAAAUCACCUCUCAAUUCAACCAAAGUCUGUUUUUGUACUGCUGUUGUGCUGAGGUAUUUAAAUAAUUAAAUAUAAUAAUUGUGAUAAUUAAUAUUAUGCUCUGUAUUAAAAUAACUUUUAAUAUUUUCCAUAAAGUAUGACUUCAGAUAAAGUAAGAUAAGUGCAUAUGGCCAUUUGUGCUACUGGUUUGAUAUCCAAAUGUUAUACAUCCGUAAUACAAAAGCCUUAGAAACUGAGCGGUUUAUUUUACUGCUGAUGGGUUACUUUGAUACUUAAUAAACCUAGUGAAUAUUAUCCAUAAAGUUGUUUGUUAUAAUACAUGUAUUUUAAGGUCCAUGAUUAAACAUUAAUAUCAACACUCGUGGAUAAAGUAAAAAAAACUCGGCAAAGCUUUGAUUUGUUUAUUUUAUCGACUUGUGUUGAUAUUUAGUCUUAAAUCAAACAAGACUUGUAAGAGAUUUUCUGUUUAUUGUUAUAUUUAUGAGUAUUAUGUAUAUUGUAUUGUUAAAGAAAGAAAAUACGUUUUUUCUCUCAAUUAGUGCUAUUAUACUGUUUUUAUUUAGGCAGUGGCUAUUGUUACGACGAGUCGUAAAAAUAGUCCUCAGGCUAUUGUUACGACGAUGCUUUCACAGCCCUCCAUCGGCGAAGUUAAAAACUGAAUAGUCGUAAAAAUAGUCCUAACCCUAACCCUAACCCUUCCCAUCUCUUAAUUGCUGCCUUCAGUUCUGAAAACGUUGAAAAUACUGCUCCUUUUUCAAAGCAUGUGUUGGGGAGAUUGGCAGCCAUUUUGGAAUUCGUUCUAAACUUGGCUCAGACUGGUCGUAACAAUAGCCACUUUGGUUUAUUUAAUAUACCAAUAUUUUAUAUAGAUGUAUAUUGUCAGGAUCAUCUGUUUUUCUCUUCACAAUUGCAGAAUUAUUGUAGGAAUUGUUUGUUUUGUCAGUGUUCUAUUAUGUUGGAAGGUUUUUGACCUAUUAACUUUGUUCUUGUACACAGUUUAUACUCUCUGGAUCAAAAUAUACACAUUAUCAAAAUAUAAAUCUUUUCCAUCUUAAUUUUAUAUUAAAUUGUUUCUUGAAAUGCUUCGAAUACAAUCUGAUUAAAACACAGAUCCUAUUUCGUUUCGUUUUUGUAUUGUUCCAAAUUUUGUUUUUACUUGUCUUUACUACCCUACGAUCUGGUGUUCUGGUUGAUGUAAGGGCUUAGCCAAUAAAAUAGUCUGUGGGUAUCCCACUAGAAACAUCAAUGCUGAUUGGUUAAUAAAAUGUCUGAUGUCAUAGGGUCAAAAGUCACUCGUAUGACCCCUGAUGCGACCUCCCACUAUAACCAGUUAGAUUUUCAUGUCGUUGAGGCCAUCAAAAUCAUAAAAAAAUAACAAAAUGAGAUAUAGAUCUGUAUUUUAUUCAGAUUGCUUCAAAUAUGUAUACCAUUUGGAAACCCCAAAAUAUCCUUUAUUUAAUCUACCAGCAACAAGAAACCACCCAUAAGCUCAAUUAUGUCAAGAUAUUACUUAUAUUUUUAUUGACUUUCGUUUUUCUUUUACAUGAAAUAUUCUAUGAAUCUAGUAGUUUUUGAAAGAUAUCAUUGUUAUUAUAUGUUACAGUGUUUAUUCAAGUUUUUAAAGAUAUUGUCUUGUGAUAAUUAUUGUUAUUUUAUCUCUAUGCUCAUAAAUAAGUCAUUGUCUACUUGCCAGUCAUUAGAUAGGAUUGUACUAAUGUUAGGUCCAGAAAGGUCAUGAUAAUUUGUAGGUUUAAUACGAUCAGCAUUCCAGUAGUUUCCUGCAUACCGGUAUUUGAAUUUUUAUAUAUAUAUAUAUAUAUAUAUAAAAUGGUACUUGUAUUGAUGGCUUUUUUUUUUUCAAUAGCCGACUUCUAAUUUAUACUUAUAUUCCAUGAACAAGUUGUUUAAAUGUAAAAGUAGUAAAAGUAGAGAAUGGGACAUCAGGGGCGGAUCCAGGAUUUUUAGAAAGGGGGUGCGUGCUGCCCCCACUUGGGAGUGUGAAGCCCUGCCCUCGGUGGCGGACUGAUGGGCAAUCAACCAAGUCACCAACCAGCUUGUUUCGGAGUAAAUAAUUAUAUCACACCUAAACUGACUGUUAAUUCGUUUAGCAACAUGAGCUUCGGUACCUACCUACCAGCUGAGGGGUGAUAAUUGGUUUGAUGCAGCAUUCCCUAAAAAAUUGUUUGCCACCUCCAAAAAUAGGGGGGGGGGGGGGUGCCACCUGGAUCCGCGCCUGCACAUCAAGUUUGUUUAUACUAACUUUAUACUGUUAACUUUACUUGUUGCUCAUAUUUUAUUUUAUUUUUUAUCCAAAAGAAACUUUACCAAGAUCUUUAGAAACUAUUAAAUCCAACCCAAAUCAUGCUGACAUAUUGCAAAGAUGUGUAGAAAAUAAAACUGUAACAGGAUUUAAGUCCAUGGACACAUUAGCUAUAUAUUUGGCUAUAGGUUGCAUCAUUGAGUCAAGUGGCGUGGUGUCGAUCCCCGCUUGUACGUGACAAGGAGUAGGAUAUUCCGUCCAAAUUCUUGGGUUUUCUCCGGUUUCCUCCAACUGCUAAAAGAACCCUACAUGCAAGCAGAGAGAGAGAGAGAAAUGGGGUUUAACGUCCACUCGACACAAACUAGGUCAUUUCGGGACUAACAUGGUUUUAAUUUUAUUUCAAUAAUUUACUUGCGCAUAGGGGUCUUUAGCAGUGGGAGGAAACCGGAGGACCCGGAGAAAACCCACGAGGUUGGACAGGCGACCCUACUCCUUGUCACGUACAACCGGUGAUUCGAAACCACGCCAGUCGACUCAAUGACAGACUUUAUGAUACAGCGCGCGCACGCUAACCAUUCAGCCAUCCAACCCCACCACAUGCAAGCAAAUUAAUGAAAUAAAUUUGCUUAUACGUGACAAGGAGUAGGGUCUCCCGUCCAAACUCGUGGGUUUACUCCGGUUUUCUCCAACUGCUAAAAGACCCCUACGCGCAGGCAAAUUAAUGAAAUAAAAUUGAACCAUAUGUUAGUCCCGAGAUGACCUAGUUUCUGUCAAGUGGAUGUUAAACCCCAUUUCUCUCUCUUUCUACUUUUACUUUGUACAGAUUUCAAUUCUAUUGUCCAAGGUUUGAAAGAGAUUUAUAAUUUUUCUUGAUCAAGUUUCUUUAGGAUAUUGUCGUAUAAUAUACAUAAAAUUUAUCAAAUAUUUUAAAAAAAAUUAUUUUGAUAAAGAAAUAAAA